Molecule: messenger RNA, 1062 nt
Organism: Colletotrichum abscissum
Lineage: Eukaryota; Fungi; Ascomycota; Sordariomycetes; Glomerellales; Glomerellaceae
Product: cupin domain-containing protein
Exons: 3
Coding region: 1-1062 (353 amino acids)
Source: RefSeq, a predicted model, not a curated record
AUGUCUACCUUCUCAACCCCGUCCAGUGAUCCUCCCAAGAGGGAAAUGCAGUAUUUCCCCGAUAUGACUGCGGCCUUGCCGUCCGAGUCUGGAGAGUUUCGCCGUGUUCUUUGGACAGGCUUGUACUCCCAGCUAGUCCUGAUGACUGUACCUGUCGAUGGUGAUAUUGGCGAAGAGGUUCAUACCGUCGAUCAAAUCCUUACCUUCACAUCAGGCAAGGGUCUCGCGCAGGUUGCCGGCACGGAGCAAGAAGUCAAGGCCGGCGAUAUGGUAAUUGUACCGGCAGGAACCAAGCAUCAAUUCUUGAACAAGGGACCGACACCAUUAAUCUUGUACACGGUUUACUCCCCAGCUGAGCACAAGUCAACAACGGUUCAUAAAACCAAGGAACAGGGCGACAAGGAAGAGGAGGAUGGUAUCGAUGUAGCCCCAGAAUGGAGUCGACGUAGCAAGGAGCAGAAUGAGAAAGAGGGGUGGGUGAAGGGGGAUUAUAGCUGCAGUCCGAGAUCCUUCAAAGGGCCUGCAAAAGCUCUACUAGACCUGCCAAAGGGCGGAGGUUCCAAAAUCAUCAUCGUCAAGAUCGACUCUUCCAUCGAAACCGACCCCGCGGAAGCCGUUUCUAUACUACAGCGGGAUCAUAACAUGCCCGCUUUAGAUGUCGUUAUCGCGAAUGCCGGUAUUGCCCAUUCGAGCGGCCCUGUCAUCAGAACUUCGACUGCUGCAAUCAGAGAUCACCUUUCUGUCAGCACAAUCGGACCUCUCUUGUUGUUCCAGGCAACAGCUCCGCUACCCAAAGCUAGUAAGACUGGUCGUCCGGUCUUCGUAGCCGUUACCUCCAUUCUUGGUACGAUCUCCGGCAUGGAGUCCCUGGAGAGUUUACCGCCGGCAUUGAGCCCUUACGGUGCCAGCAAAGCUGCGCUGAAUUGGUUCAUUCGGAGAUUGCAUUUCGAGGAGAUGUGGCUCACGAGCUUCCUCUUGCAUCCCGGCACCGUCGCCACAGACAUGGUGAAAUCCGUAAUCGACGGGACAGAUUUGAAGUUUGAAGAUCUCGGAGUCAUAUAA